CCGGCGCGGCCCCUGGCAGAGCAAACGUACGGCGAGGUGAACCAGCUGGGCGGCGUGUUCGUGAACGGCAGGCCCCUGCCCAACGCCAUCCGGCUGCGCAUCGUGGAGCUGGCGCAGCUCGGCAUCCGACCCUGCGACAUCAGCCGGCAGCUGCGCGUCUCGCACGGCUGCGUGAGCAAGAUCCUGGCGCGCUACAACGAGACGGGCUCCAUCCUGCCCGGCGCCAUCGGGGGCAGCAAGCCGCGGGUCACCACGCCCAACGUGGUCAAGCACAUCCGAGACUACAAGCAGGGCGACCCGGGCAUCUUCGCCUGGGAAAUCCGCGACCGACUGCUGGCCGACGGCGUGUGCGACAAGUACAACGUGCCCUCGGUCAGCUCCAUCAGCAGGAUUUUACGGAACAAGAUCGGGAACCUCUCCCAGCCCGGCCCCUACGAGGGCAGCAAGCAGCCUCCGCCGCAGCCCGCGCUGCCCUACAACCACAUCUACCAGUACCCAUACCCCAGCCCCAUGUCCUCCUCGGGCGCCAAGAUGGGCAGCCACCCGGGCGUGCCGGUCACCGCGGCCCAUGUCAGCAUCCCCCGGUCCUGGCCCUCGGCUCACUCCGUCACCAACAUCCUGGGGAUCCGCACCUUCAUGGAGCAGACAGGGGCUCUGGCUGGGACAGAGGGAUCUGCCUACCCACCCAAAAUGGAAGACUGGCCCGGUGUGAACAGAACUGCCUUCCCUUCUGCGCAGGGCGUCAAUGGGCUGGAAAAAGCUGCCAUGGAUGCGGACAUCAAGUACCCGCAGCCGACCCCCGGGCUCUCCACCAUGGGCAGCUUUCUCCCGGCCUGCGCCUACCCUUCUUCCAACCAGCACGGAGUCUACGGCGGACCUGGAGGAGGUUACAUCACUCCAGGCCACCACUGGCAGACACAGAGCAACCCCUUGGCCCAUCACGGGCCUGGAGUGACGGUGCACGGCGGGGAUCUGGCCACCGCCAUGGCUUUCAAGCACCCCGGCAGAGAAGCUGCAGACAGGAAACCUACUAGUCCUGUUGGCAAAGCUCAAGACACACUCAGUAAUAUACAUGGACUUUCUAUCCCAGCCUCAUCUUCCUAGAGCUCCUGGGACUUGAGCCAAGAGUGAGAAAGAGAGAUGUGGAGCACACACCUGCAACUCCAAAAAUGUAACCGAACCCAGGAGCAUGACUGUAUUGGAAAAGGUGCCUUUGGAGAGGAAAAGGCGGUGUUUGAAACAGACCCAGGCAGUGAGAAGAGAGGACAUUCUUUCAUGGCAAAUUAAUGCACAUGUGAAUGUGAUCUGGACUUUCAUUCACAUCAUGCCUUGAGUGAGACAUUUCCUCGAUCCAGUUGGAAAGGAUUUUCCCCUUUUUUCUUUCUCUUUCUCUUUCCUUCUUUCCUGUCACUUCAGACAACCUCUGGAUGUAUCCCAGCCACAGAUUUUUCACUACAUUUCCCAUCAUCGUUCAUGGCUUGCAGUGUCUCCAACUUCACUCUUACACUUCCAAGUGCCUUUCCUCUAGAGAGGGAUCAUUGGGUGUCUACAAAGCCUUGACCCAGAUGGCUGUGCUCUGAAGCAUUUUCCCCCUUCUCUCCCUGAAAGUUUUUAAUGUCUCCACUCAGAGUGUAAAUGGACAAAUAUGCAACAUUUUAUGAUAUAUUUUUAUAAUAA
This is a messenger RNA of Alligator sinensis (Chinese alligator), 1677 nucleotides long. RefSeq names its product paired box 1 (gene PAX1). The transcript is spliced from 4 exons. Gene Ontology annotation, molecular function: DNA-binding transcription factor activity, RNA polymerase II-specific; RNA polymerase II cis-regulatory region sequence-specific DNA binding. The annotation marks the transcript as partial. Gene Ontology annotation, biological process: regulation of transcription by RNA polymerase II; anatomical structure development. The record is from RefSeq and is a predicted model, not a curated record. Lineage: Eukaryota; Metazoa; Chordata; Crocodylia; Alligatoridae.